CCUCCUUGCCACUCAGUUCACUCUCCCGUCGUAGAAUGACGACUGACAUGAACCCGCCGCCGCCCCGGAACCCUAAAACCGGGGUUGUGACCCAGGAACCUCAUCCUUCAAACUCAGACGAAGUUACGACCUCAAACUCUACUCGGACUUCAAUGAAACCCCCACCUCCAAAAUUUCUAAGCAAGUCGGACUCGGAUACAUCGAAACAAUUCGAUCAAGAGAAGUCCCAAUCACAACCGGUUAUUUCUCAAAGCGGUGCAGAACCUACUGAAAGUGCCUAUGCUCAAGAAGAUUCCAGCUUGAGCUUAAUGAGACCCCCACCUCCAAAAUUUCUAAGCAACGCGGACUCAGAUUCAUCGACACUCGAUCAAGAGAAGUCCCAAUUAAAACCGGUUAUUUCUAAAACCGGUGCUGAACCUGAUGAAAGUGCCAAUUCUCAAGAGGACUCCAGCUCGAGCUCCGUGUCCCAAAGUAAAGACACCAAUGAAGACAAGAAGCAAGAACAGCGAUCGGCUGCUUCGGUUCCGUACACGAUUCCAACAUGGAGUGGGCGUCCGUGUCAUCAGUUUUAUCUUGAAGUGCUUAAAGAUGGAUCCAUCAUUGAUAAAUUUGAUGUGCACAAGAAGGGGGCGUACAUGUUUGGGCGUGUUGAUCUUUGUGAUUUUGUCCUUGAACACCCGACCAUCUCUCGCUUUCAUGCUGUUUUGCAGUUCAAGGGAAAUGGCAAUGCUUAUGUUUAUGACCUUGGUAGUACACACGGGACAUUUGUUAAUAAAAAAGAGGUGAAGAAGAGAGUUUUUGUGGAUCUCCAUGUUGGUGAUGUCCUUCGAUUUGGACAAUCAUCACGAUUAUACAUAUUAGAAGGACCAACUGACCUGAUGCCACCGGAAGCUGACCUGAAGAGGGUAAGACAAGCGAAGAUCCGGGAAGAGAUGCAUGACAUGGAAGCAUCACUUCUCCGUGCAAAACUGGAAGCAUCUCGUGCAGAUGGGAUCUCAUGGGGAAUGCGUGAUGAUGCUAUUGAGGAAAACGAGGAUGAAGUUGACGAAAUAACUUGGCAAACUUACAAGGGACAACUUACAGAGAAGCAGGAAAAAACACGUGAAAAAGUUGUGAAAAGACUUGAAAAGAUUGCUCAUAUGAAAAAAGAGAUAGAUGCUAUUCGGGCCAAGGAUAUUUCUCAAGGUGGAUUGACACAGGGACAGCAAACUCAAAUUGCUCGUAAUGAACAGAGGAUGUCACAGAUAGUGGAAGAGCUUGAAAACUUGGAAGAGACUUUAAAUGAGAGUAUACGGGAAAGUCUUGGUGCACGCACUGGAAGGACAUCCAAUGGAAAGAAAAGGGAGCCUGAAGAAGAAGAGUUUUCAAGUGAGGAGGAUGAAUUCUAUGAUCGCACACAGAAGCCUUCAAAGAACAAAGCUGGCGAAAAUCAAUCAAUUGAGACAGCUGAUUCUCUUCUUGAUAAGAAGGAUGCCAUUGUCAGGGAAAUGGAAGACAGGAGAAAAUUAUUUCUUGAUGAAAAGGAUGGUACUGGUCAGGAAAGUGCAGUUGAAGCUGGAGAUGAACUAGAUGCUUACAUGUCUGGGCUUUCAUCUCAGCUAGCUCUGGAAAAGGAGGAAAAGCUUCACAAGGAACUCUCUACUCUCCAAACGGAGUUGGACAGAGUACUUUACUUGCUUAAGAUUGCUGAUCCCACUGGUGAGGCUGCUAAAAAGAGGGAGUUGAAAGUACAAGAACCAAAGACCAAUAUGACCAAAACUGUUGCAACUGCUGCCCAUCAGCAGUCUCCACCCGAGCAGAACAAAAAAGAUAGAGCAGAACCUAAGGUCUUAAUGGAGAAACAGGAUACUAUUGAUGCUAACUCUUCAUCCAGUCAAGAAACAAAGAAGGAGAUUGUGGCUGAUGCAGCUGGUGGUAAAAAUGUUGUGUACAUUGCUAGUAAGCCCCAAUGGCUUGGUGCUGUAGAUGAAAAGAAAAAACAAGAGAAAGUUAUUGAACGACAGACAGAACUUCAAGAAAAUGAUCAAUUUGUCGACUACAAGGACAGGAAUAAAGUUUUGGUAAAACCAGAUGCUACACAGUUGACUGCCGACUCUGGAAUUGAAAGUGCAGCUCCUGGACUAAUAAUAAGGAAGCGCAAGCAAGUUGAUAAGUCUGAUGUUACUGAACUCAAAGAUUCUCAAGAAUCCUCUGGAGCUGAUAUACAAGCAGAAGAUGCGGUAGCUCUGCUGUUGAAACAUUCUCAAAGAUACCAUAGUACUGAUGAUGAAGUGGAAUCCAGCGGACGCGAUGUAUCACAUGAAAGUCAAACCAGGAAGGAAAAGAAAAAAAAGCAGAAGAAGGUUCUUGGUCCAGACAGACCAUCAUUUCUGAAGAGUGAGAAGGACUACGAUUCUUGGGUUCCUCCUGAAGGGCAAUCAGGUGACGGACGCACCUCACUGAAUGAUCGUCUUGGUUAUUGAAUGGUCGAGAUUUUGAUUGUUUGACACAUAACUAUGGGAUGAGGUAGCUCGACUUACAGCCUCCGGAUGGAUCAUGUAACUAAAUAGCAUUUACAGCUUGGUUUGAGAUCUCAUCUUGCAAAAAUCCUUGACAGGGAUGUCUGAGAGAGAACAGCAGAGGGGUCCACAUCUGUGAUGUUUUAUGCUUGGCUGAAACACCAAUUUUGACAUUGUAGGCGGCAUAAUUCCAUGAAAGAUUUGUUGUUUGAAGAGAAGAAAAGAAGUAGAAAACGGGAAGGUACAAGAGCUGGAUUAUGAUCCCCUUCUCCCACGCUUGCUCCGUUGCUCGUGUACCUUCUGUUGAGUAACAAGAACCUAACACCUUCCUGAUUUGAAUUGUAUAUAGAGAUUGACCUGGAAAGGAUAGAGAUAAUGAGAAGAUGUGCUUGUAAUGCAAUGCUUUGUGCCAGCUCCAAAAAGCUCAUAAGUGAUUUUGUGUAGCAUGAUACAAGUCGAUUUUAUUUUUGUAUAACCCGUGUUCGGCAACCGAUUAAUCAAGAUUUUCAAUGCA
Molecule: messenger RNA, 3012 nt
Organism: Solanum verrucosum
Lineage: Eukaryota; Viridiplantae; Streptophyta; Magnoliopsida; Solanales; Solanaceae
Exons: 12
Coding region: 36-2462 (808 amino acids)
Molecular function (GO): protein binding; mRNA binding
Source: RefSeq, a predicted model, not a curated record